Messenger RNA from Prorocentrum cordatum, 299 nucleotides. Lineage: Eukaryota; Dinophyceae; Prorocentrales; Prorocentraceae. The record is from the annotation of a GenBank genome assembly.
GACCCCGACGGUGCUCAGUGGCGUUUCAACCCCGACCUGUCCGAGGAUGUGACUGAAAUUUGUGAUGCCCUGGCCCAGUCAGUUCAGAAGCAGUUGUGGAAGCAAGUCUCCCUGCACAGUGAAGGAGCCUGCCUCAAGGGCGGGGGGGACCUCACCAUGUUGCAACUUAAUGUCAAGCGCAUGCAUAAGAAAGAUAUGUACCAGGAAGCUGGCGCCCUGGAGGGGAUAGCGUGUGCCACAAUUUGGAAUGGAGAUCGCCAGAAGCGAGCUGGCUAUCAGACAGACGGCUUGUGCACUAG